Sinocyclocheilus rhinocerous is the source of this 2172-nucleotide messenger RNA. RefSeq names its product cysteine-rich motor neuron 1 protein-like. Gene Ontology annotation, molecular function: protein binding; serine-type endopeptidase inhibitor activity. The transcript is spliced from 10 exons. Gene Ontology annotation, cellular component: plasma membrane. The record is from RefSeq and is a predicted model, not a curated record. Bases 43 to 1698 code for a protein of 551 amino acids. Lineage: Eukaryota; Metazoa; Chordata; Actinopteri; Cypriniformes; Cyprinidae.
UGUGUGUGUGUGUGUGUGUGUGCAGAUGUGGAGCUGCUGUCGAUGGAGAGCACUAAAGCGAGCUGCUGGGUGAAUCACAACCUCCGUGCGCACGAGGAGCAGUGGAAGGAGGACGACUGCACCUUCUGUCAGUGUGUGGACGGAGAGCCGCACUGCACCGCCAUGGCCUGCAAACAGAGCUGCCAGAACCCUGUUAAGAUCCCUGGAGAGUGCUGCCCCUUCUGUGAGGAGCCGUCAUAUGAGACGGUGAGCCCGCUGCUCUGCCCACCGUUGGAAAACUGCUCUCUCUCUGGGCACGACUGCCCAUUCGGCUUCCAGCAAGACCCUAGCGGCUGUCUGCUGUGCCAGUGUGUCAGCAAUGAAACCUGUCCUGAUGUGCCCACGUACUGCUCUCUGGAGUGUCCCCUGGGUUAUGAGAAAGACAACUAUGGUUGUGAAGUGUGUGAAUGUAGUGUAUCUGCACCAAAAUGCCGCCCCAUGACCUGCAGCAAGACGUGCCCUUAUGGAUACAUGAGGAACAAGCACGGCUGUGAGAUUUGCCGCUGCGUCCGCUGUCCGCCGUUCACCUGCGACAAACACUGCGGCGGCGGCUUCAGAAAGAGCAGGAAGGGCUGCAGCGUCUGCGAGUGUGAAGAUGCAGACACCGUCUCCUCCAGCUUCUGUCUGACGGCGAGCGGCCAGCGCUUCGAGGAUGGAGACGGAUGGCACGACGGCUGCCGGGACUGUUUCUGUCGCGCCGGCCGAGAGAUGUGUGUGCUGAUCACCUGCUCCGUACCCACCUGCACCCACCCUGUGCUCCACCCAAACCAGUGCUGCCCCGGCUGUGAGGACGAGUCGGGCAGCGGGCAGCCGGAGGGUCUGGAUCUGGUGGUGUGUCGUGCUCCCGGCGGAGAGCUGUUCGUGGAGGGAGAGACGUGGCGUCUGGACGAGUGCACCAGCUGUACGUGUCGACUGGGAAGAGUGUUGUGUGAUUCUGAAGCGUGUCCUCCAGUUCUGUGUCACACGCCUGUCAGGAGCAGAGACGGCUGCUGCUACGUCUGUCCAGAGGACAAACUGGAGACGCUGCGUCCCGAGUUCUGCGUCUCCAGCUCUGGAGAAAUCCUGCAGGCCGGUGAUUCGUGGAAGCCGAACGCCUGCAGCAGCUGCGUCUGCCGUAAUGGGAGCGUCCAGUGCUUCUCGCAGCAGUGUCCGGCUGCCGACUGCAGGGUCCCUGUGCUGCGGAAGGGCCAGUGCUGCCCGCAAUGCAUGCUGGAGAUCACGAGCACAUCAGUGCCGCUAAUGCUGUCGACGGCUGUCACCGAGAGCCGGAUCACCGCCGCUCCUCCGGUCCUCUCCGUCACCGAUGGUGAAGGUCUCUCGCGGGACGUCCCGAGCCAGACGCAGAUGACGCUCAUCUACCAAUCAGCGGCCUGGAUUCUGGCGGGAAUCCUGCUGGCUGUGGUCAUCUUCCUCCUGGUGGCCAUCCUGGUGAACCGCAGGAAGAACUGGGUUCAGAUGUCCUGCUACAGCGCGCCCAAGAAGACGGUGAUCCUGCAGAAACACGUGAAUAAGAGUUUGCUCGUCUACAUGGAGCCGUCCAGAGAGAACCAGUUCCAGAGUCUGAAGAGCGACGGCUCUGUGAGCUUCCCGACAGACGCCAGCGGAGAGCAGAUCUCCAUCCCUCGCGCUAAACUCGCCAGCGGACACGUCGAGCACUAGCGUCCGUCUCACUCUUCAGAAGCCAGAAACUCCACCGAACGCUGGCGACUCCUGGAGCUUCGGCCUCCAGCGCAAGAACAACCAAGUACUGUGAACCGCUCGACAUCUCCCGCUUUAUUAGUGUUUGUAUGAUGUUCGGAGCGUCCGACACUUUGACAGACGUGGAGCAGUUCGGCGUCGUUCCAUGAUGGAGAAUCUAACCAAACGUUCAGGAACCAGACGGAUCUUCUGACUGCUCACAGAUAUUGGUGAGAUCCAUACGGACCACAGUAAAGAGAUCUGCAUCAUAUUCUGAGGCCUUACGGCACAGACGUGUUUCCGGACCUCUCCAGUCUGUUUUUCGUUUCUAUACGUUCAAGUGUUUUACUUGUAGUUUGUUGUUAGUCGCUUAUAAGCCUCGUGACGGACUAAACAUUCCCCACGUUCAGAACCAACUCGACUUUUUAUAUCUUUUUUUGAAUGUAAUAUAUAGAU